Molecule: messenger RNA, 6236 nt
Organism: Oncorhynchus keta (chum salmon)
Lineage: Eukaryota; Metazoa; Chordata; Actinopteri; Salmoniformes; Salmonidae
Product: SLAIN motif-containing protein 1-like
Exons: 15
Coding region: 4102-5127 (341 amino acids)
Biological process (GO): positive regulation of microtubule polymerization; cytoplasmic microtubule organization; microtubule nucleation
Cellular component (GO): microtubule plus-end
Source: RefSeq, a predicted model, not a curated record
ACCAUCCCUCAUUGGGCGGCAUCUGAAAGCUCUAGUCCUGAUGGACAUUAGAGCAAGCAAGAUACAACCCAUACCCAAAUCACAGUGUGGGCAACGGGUGAGCUGAGACUGAGUGUAGUUUACCCCGUCCACCAUUUAAUAAAAAAUAUAUCGGGUAUUUGUACUUUUCCAUCCAAUGGAUGCAGCAGUGAUGAACUCCCAGAUAAUGACGGAUGUCAACGGCAACAGCAAUGCCGCGAACCCCGAACUGGAGGUGAAAAAGCUCCAAGAGCUGGUUCGGAAAUUGGAGCGGCAAAAUGAGCAAUUGAGGACGCGGGCGAACGGCUGCACUGGCAGCCCCCACAUUCUACCUCCCUCCCCGGCCUACAUGGCCGGGAGCUACUGCAUACCAAGCCCGUUACCGACGCUACUGUGCCAGUCUUCCUUGGAGUCAUUUUUCCCGUUGGACGAACCGUUCGAAUAUUUACAUUCGCAUUAUGUUGAUACUGCUCUCGACAACGAGGCUGAUUAUAUGGAACGUACGGUUCUGGAUGAGGUGGACAUUCUGGACCUAGAUGCUGUAUUCUCUCAAGAGGACUCUGAAGCUACCUGGCUGUAUGUGUCAGCCAAGGCCCGGCUGUGGGGGGAGAGCCCUGUUACCCCCCUCCAGUGGAGCAGACAGGUCCUGGACAGCCCCAGAACAGAGGUGGAGUCGGCCCGCUCACUGUGCCUCAGGUUGGACCAAGCAUCUACCUGAAGAAGGGUUGCAGUAGAGAGGUGACCGGGUCCAAUGAGAGGCCCUGAAGUGAAGGUGUGAGUGGCCAACUCUGGGAAUUUAGCGGUAACGUCAGGGUUAAUGCCUCUACUCCUGAGACAUUCCAUGGUGUCUAAUGACCACUGAGAGAGUGGACCUUGGGUUCAUGUCUGAGAGGAAGCUGUGGUGUGAAACAGUGAAUAAAUGUGACGUCUCCCACGGUCUGCGCUGAAGGUACUGUAUUAAUACUGCUCUAGUCCUCUAAGCUCUUAAUGAGAGGUGAAGCACUGGCCGCAACUGUCUGUGUGCGUCACUUUCAACAACUUAGAGUAAACACACACGUCAGCUUAAUUGCAUUUCCUUUUACUAUUGUAUAAUUGAAAAGUGUCUUGUUUUUGCACAUUAAAUCCAAUUUAACUUGGCGUUCAUAUUAUACACUUGUCAUGCAACAGCUUAUCGUUGCAUCAGUGAAGCUGCCAUUUUAUUUAUUUAACCAGACAAGUCAGUUAGGAAACAUUAUUAUUUCCAAUGACGGCCAAGGAACAGCAAAUCAGGUCCGUUUGCUGAUAUUACAACAACAUAGAAGUUACUGGAAACAACCAGGUCCGUUUGGGAUAUUACAACAACAUAGAAGUGACUGGAAACAACCAGGUCCGUUUGGGGAUAUUACAACAACAUAGAAGUGACUGGAAACAACCAGGUCCGUUUGGGAUAUUACAACAACAUAGAAGUGACUGGAAACAACCAGGUCCGUUUGGGAUAUUACAACAACAUAGAAGUGACUGGAAACAACCAGGUCCGUUUGGGGAUAUUACAACAACAUAGAAGUUACUGGAAACAACCAGGUCCGUUUGGGAUAUUACAACAACAUAGAAGUGACUGGAAACAACCAGGUCCGUUUGGGGAUAUUACAACAACAUAGAAGUUACUGGAAACAACCAGGUCCGUUUGGGGAUAUUACAACAACAUAGAAGUGACUGGAAACAACCAGGUCCGUUUGGGGAUAUUACAACAACAUAGAAGUUACUGGAAACAACCAGGUCCGUUUGGGGAUAUUACAACAACAUAGAAGUUACUGGAAACAACCAGGUCCGUUUGGGAUAUUACAACAACAUAGAAGUGACUGGAAACAACCAGGUCCGUUUGGGGAUAUUACAACAACAUAGAAGUGACUGGAAACAACCAGGUCCGUUUGGGAUAUUACAACAACAUAGAAGUGACUGGAAACAACCAGGUCCGUUUGGGAUAUUACAACAACAUAGAAGUGACUGGAAACAACCAGGUCCGUUUGGGAUAUUACAACAACAUAGAAGUGACUGGAAACAACCAGGUCCGUUUGGGGAUAUUACAACAACAUAGAAGUGACUGGAAACAACCAGGUCCGUUUGGGAUAUUACAACAACAUAGAAGUGACUGGAAACAACCAGGUCCGUUUGGGAUAUUACAACAACAUAGAAGUGACUGGAAACAACCAGGUCCGUUUGGGGAUAUUACAACAACAUAGAAGUGACUGGAAACAACCAGGUCCGUUUGGGAUAUUACAACAACAUAGAAGUGACUGGAAACAACCAGGUCCGUUUGGGAUAUUACAACAACAUAGAAGUGACUGGAAACAACCAGGUCCGUUUGGGGAUAUUACAACAUAGAAGUGACUGGAAACAACCAGGUCCAUUGGGGAUAUUACAACAUAGAAGUGACUGGAAACAACCAGGUCCGUUUGGGGAUAUUACAACAUAGAAGUGACUGGAAACAACCAGGUCCAUUGGGGAUAUUACAACAUAGAAGUGACUGGAAACAACCAGGUCCAUUGGGGAUAUUACAACAUAGAAGUGACUGGAAACAACCAGGUCCAUUGGGGAUAUUACAACAUAGAAGUGACUGGAAACAACCAGGUCCAUUGGGGAUAUUACAACAUAGAAGUGACUGGAAACAACCAGGUCCAUUGGGGAUAUUACAACAACAUAGAAGUUAACUGCCUUGUUCAGGGGCAGAACAACAGAUUUUUACCUUGUCAGCUCUGGGAUUCGAUCUAGCAACCUUUCGAUUACUAGUCCAACGCUCUAAACACUAGGCUACCUGCCACCAUUUCAUCAGUACAAUACAGGUAACCGCCAAAAUAAAUGGAACAACAACAUAAAGUGUAAUACUUAUAAAAUGUACUUUUAUCCCUCAUACUAGUGUUUCCUUUAUUUUGGCAGUUACCUUUAUUUUACUACAAUAUAUUGCUGUAAGGAUCUAUACUAGAUGCCCGUAUAUUAAUUCCACAGUAGCUGUAACUGCAGGAAAAGCCUUCCACUGCUUUCACACUUGACCUACUAUCUGCCUGUUGCUACGUUCACAGGGCCUCCCUCGGCAACCAGAGGGGUAACCAUGGUUACCGUGUUUACAUGAAAGGCACCUCGCCUCGACGCUCCUAAGUGGUUUAUAUUCUCAGUGACAGGUAUAACAUAACCCCACUCUAUCUGGUGCAGGGAUAUAUGCAGCGCUGUGUUGAACAGCUCACAGUCGAACCACCACACAGAGAGAGAGAUGAUUUGCUUUCUCAGCUCUGCAACAUUUAUUAUUCAUUCUUCUCUCUCUUUGUUCUUUUGAUCCACCACAUCUCCUCUCGAUAGAUUGCUGGGAUAUUUGCUUAGCGAAUGUUCAUUAAUGUAGGUCUCCUCUGAAUAUAUAUCAGAUGGAGUGUGUGGUCGCUGCUCCGUCCCUGGUUCUGGCCCGUGCUGAAUGGGUGUGUUGAGCAGUGUGUGUGUGAGGUUGUGAAUGCAGCUUUGUCUCCUGUGCAUUGGACAGCAGAUGUGUUCCCUGGCUGCUACUGAAUAGUGGUUCUGUGACUGUCACAGCAAUGUGACGCGCUGGGUGUGAGGUAAACAACCGCUUCACACUGCUGACCUCUGUUCCUUGUGAGGGGCCCGGAAAGCACUGACAGCUGUGUGUGUUUUUGGGGUCCGAUAGAGUAUGACAUUGCCUUUUCCCCUCCCUCCCUCCUCCUACCUCCGUAGUCCAUAGGUGGCGGGGGGUCUUCUCCAGCCACUCUUCCCCUGCCCUCCCCCUGAGACGUGUAGCUGGAGUGUCCCCCCUCAGUGCCUCGUUCUCCAGGUCCUGCCCCACCCCUCCGCCCGCUGACAGACCUGGAAACCUCUGUGCCCUAUUGAGUAGAAUCAGGUCCAUAUUGAGCAGAAAAAUCCUGGGCCUUGUUGAGCAGAAACUCAACACUCCUGAUCAGUUCACCAGCUUCAUUCUCCUCACCCCUCCAUCCUCUCCUCCACCUGUCCCUGACUCCUGUAGGGACGGCUGAGAGAAUUCCCACAUUCCUCCCAGCCAAUCGCAGCCGCAGCCUCCGCCGGUUCCUCCUCAGCCCCCAGUCUUCCAUGGACAGUGAGCUCAGUGCCUCAGAGCUGGAGGAUGACUCCAUCACGCAGGGAUACAAACUGCAGGACCUUGUUGAUGUCCAGGUCAUGGCUCGUCUGCAGGAGGACAGUCUUCGUCAGGACUACGCCACCACCUCCAUCAACCGCCGCAGCGCCAGCUUCUCCUUCCUCUCCCUUCAGCACAACGGCGAGGCCGACCUGGAGGAGGAAGAGGAUGAGGAAGAGUACGGGCAGCUACCUCCUCCCCAGCCCCGUCUGACCCGUGUGGGACCCACCCUGCAGCGCGGCCUCUCCCACUCCCACACCUUCUCCAGCAUACGGGACUGGAGGAGGAGCACAACCAGCCCCUCCACUCCUCAGUACCCCUCCGGAGGAUUCUCCUAUCAGCCCCCACCCCUGGCCAGCCCCACACUCAGCACCUACACACCCGAACAACAGGGCUUCAGGCCUGGAUCAGUGUUCUCCUGUUCGUUGUCUAUUGGACUCAACCCUGGCCCUCUGCUUAAAUAUAAGCUGCGGAGGAGCAUGCCCAACCUGUUCAGGGCUCCCAGUGUGCCUAGCCCACUGAGCCCAGCCAAUCACAUCGUCUCUCCUUCCACCCUUCGGAACAGUCUGAGCUUCGACUCGUCCAAUGGGCUGGCCAGCAGGCUACAGUCCUCCAUCCCUUCACCCGGUCAGUUGCAGAACAGAGUCCAGAGUGUGGGGAACUUCCAGUCGUUGUCACGGCAACCCCUCAAAGCCACAGCCUACGUCAGCCCCACUGUGAAAGGGCCAGUUACCAUGCCGACCUCCACCAGUUUGCAGUCCCUGAGUGGGAUCCCCCUCCCCAGUAAACCAGCUGUGGGGGUUGGGGGCACUCCUACACCCCCCCGGAGCAGCCUGCCCCGCCCGGCCUCCUUUAUUGGGACCAGCUCCACCCCUCGAAGCAAGAUCGCCCAACCCACACGCAGUUUAUUGACGCCUCCUAAGAGCUUGUCCACCCUGAGUGCCCUACGAGACGGGAGCUGGAGAGAUGGCUGCUACUGAGAGAGGGAUGAAUGGGGACAUGAAUGGAGAGAUGAGAUUUCGGAGAAGAGCUGGCAAUGUAGAGAGACCCUGCUGGUUGGGGUCACUCACUGCCACACAAAGUGUUAUUGGGGAAUUGAGAAGGCAGGUCAACCAAACUAUAGGGAAUAACAACCUUGUGUAGAACGCCCUCAUGAUUGGGUAUGUGAGGUGUGGUCAGCACUCAGUCAAACAUGCAUUCUCCACCUGUCCAAUUUGGUCUGUGCCAAGGGGAAUCCCCCUGUUGAUAUGUUUAUGCACUAACAAGUUUUAACCACAUUAUGGUUACAUUAACAUACUAAAGAAAGAGCUGCCACUUUAUAAUAAUUAAGCCACAAUUUGGUUUUUCACUUUGGAAUUCUGAUUAAUAAAAGGUGUAUUUUCUCUUAAUGGAGAGCACCAAAUAUGCUGCUAAAAAAAGUCUAAAUCACUCCCUAUUGUCUGGGUGUAUUUGGUCUAAUUUUUACAUGGCAAUGUAUAUUUAAACAAAUCUUUUAUUUAUUAUCUUAUGAUUAGUGUAGAGACUAAAGUUAACUUUCAGUGUGCAUUGUUGGGAUGCUGAUCGUAUUGAUGCAAUAUUCUUCAUGAUUUUUUAUUUAUUUUUUAAAUGUGAAGCAUAUUAACCAAAUUACAGCUAAUGUCUGAAUCUGUUUACAAAAUGUCUCACCAAGACAGGGAAAUGACUUCAAGUUGUGUUUUGGACACUUUUUAAACUAUCAAGAUUCACUGGCAUAUCUAUGAAAUAUUUGUAAUUGUUGCACUGAUUGUACAGGUGUGAAUUGAAAAGUAAUUGUUUUUGUUCAUUUUUUUAUUUGUGAUAUUGCACUUUUAUGGUUAAUUAUAAUGUGGUUGAUGAAGAGCACAGGGUAGAUGUUUUGUCUUUUGGGAUGAAGGAUUACUUUUUAAAGAUCACUUACGUAGCAUUCUGUCUGUUAAUCAUUUUUUUCAGUAUUUUAAAAAAGCAGGUUAGUCUUCAUGGCACAUAUCACCAUCUCUUUCUCAAACAUUUUUGUAAAUUUUAUUUUUUACUGUAUUUAAUUGAACGAGUGUAGUUGUUUUAACAAAAAUUAAAGAUUUUGAAAUGCUAAGUA